Tripterygium wilfordii is the source of this 606-nucleotide messenger RNA. Its product is annotated as cytochrome P450 CYP736A12-like. Bases 1 to 606 code for a protein of 201 amino acids. The record is from RefSeq and is a predicted model, not a curated record. The transcript has a single exon. NCBI's taxonomy places the organism in Eukaryota, Viridiplantae, Streptophyta, Magnoliopsida, Celastrales, Celastraceae. Gene Ontology annotation, molecular function: monooxygenase activity; oxidoreductase activity, acting on paired donors, with incorporation or reduction of molecular oxygen; iron ion binding.
AUGAACAAACCAAAUGAUCAUAAGCAAGACGGAUAUAUUGUUGAUCGAAAUAGUAUUAAGGCUAUCAUUAUAGACAUGUUUAUUGGAGGAUAUGACAGUACAACAACUUCAAUUGUAUGGGCAAUCGCAGAACUGUUCAUGCAGCCAAAUGCGAAGAACCGUCUUCAACAACAACUCCAAAAUGUGGUUGGAACAAAAAGAAUGGUGGAGGAGACGGAUUUAUCAAAAUUGAGUUAUCUUGAUAUGGUGCUAAAUGAAAGCUUUAGACUCCAUCCAUCUGCGCCCAUGUUAUCUCCACGCGAAGCAAUGGAAGACAUCAAGAUCAACAAGUACUACAUACCCAAGAAAUCGCGGAUCGUACUGAAUAUUUGGGCAAUUGGAAGAGAUGUAAGUGUAUGGUCGAAUAAUGCGGAGUUCUUGCCAGAAAGGUUCAUGGAUGACAAUGUGGAUGCCAGAGGACGUGAUUUUCGGCUUCUCGCAGUUGGUUCAGGACGAAGAGGCUGCCCUGCAAUAAAUCUAGGGUUAACCAUCACCAGACUGACUUGUUGUGGGACAACUUGUGCAUUGCUUCGAGUAGGAGCGACCAAAAGGGAUGUCACCAACUGA